Molecule: messenger RNA, 1675 nt
Organism: Drosophila guanche
Lineage: Eukaryota; Metazoa; Arthropoda; Insecta; Diptera; Drosophilidae
Gene: Pof
Product: protein painting of fourth
Exons: 4
Coding region: 79-1596 (505 amino acids)
Cellular component (GO): nucleus; cytoplasm
Molecular function (GO): mRNA binding
Source: RefSeq, a predicted model, not a curated record
AAGCCUGACAACUCUGAAGUACAGCUGAGCAAAAAUAACAAAAAUCAAAAUAGACAAAAUUUCAGUUUUCUAUAACCUAUGGAUUUGAAACGCUCCCCGCCGAUGCCGGACAUCGGAGCAGACCACAAACGACCUAGGAAGCACCACCACCAGGAAAACGGCAACGAGAAACCGGCGGGCGAUGGGAAUCCCUUACACCUUGGACCGAAUUCGCCGGCAUGCAUGUCCGACAUUUCCUCAGCCGCCAUUCGAGCUCAGCCCGGCUCGUGGCUAGCAGAUUCCAUCAAUUCUGACUGCGAGACAGUCUCGCUCCCGGAAUUCGAUAGGAAUUCUCUAUACAAGAAGGAUAUCCACGGAAACAGACUGUCGCGUCGGGAGAUGGCUAAAAUACGUAAAGAGGACUCGCUAAAGUGCUUGGAGCUGGAGCGCGAGUUCGUCUCCAAGUCCAGUGAAGAUGCUGCCGCCGUUGUGCUGAUUAUUCGCUUUCCUGAUCAGGAAAUAACGACAUCCAUGGUGACUGGACUAUCCCCGGCAAUCAGAGAUGUGGGUUUGCCCAGCAACUUGGAGCCGCGCUACUGCUUGGCUCACCUGAAGGCAGGAGCGGAUGUGGACACGACAAUAAGCGCUAUCAACAAGGUGCGAUUCAGCAACGGCUUUCUGGUGGCAGAGCGCAAAGCCUUUUCCGAAGAGGAGGAGGCUACAUCGAUUGACCCGUGGUGCCUGUACGUGUCCAAUAUACCAUUCAGCAUGACCACAUCGGCCAUCAAGGGUUUCUUUGCCAAGUCCUCGAAGGUGGAUAUUGGCGUCCUCAGGAGGGAGAAGCGUGCACGAUACGCUUUUGUCCGCUACGCUUCCACCGAACUGGCCAGAGAGGCGUUCAAGGAACUGUCGGGCACUCCUCUACACAACCGCACCCUAACCGUUCGCUUUCGGCGUCUAAAAAAGCGUCCCGUCCUGCUCAAAUUGCCGCGCACCACAUCGAAUGUGACAAUCAACACAUUGGCCACCGACGAUGACGAUGCGGCGGAUGUGGACUGCAAGGUUAUCUCGCCGCCACCGCUUGAGUCCAUCACAAUCAGCGAUAGCGAUGGAAACUGCUCGGAUUCGAAUGGUGCCACCAAGGAGAAGGGCAAACGCAAGAGUAAAAUGAGUGAGCAGGAGCUGGAGAUUCAAAAACUGAAGCUACAAAUGGCCGAGUAUGGAGCCAUCAUAAAGACCCUGCAGGCCAAACAAGAAAUUUUAGAUAUGACGCCCAAACUGGAGCCAAACUCGUAUCCGGAAUUGUGCACGCAUGUUAGGAUUCCGACGCCCGUCCACCUCAUGCAAGACAUCAAAGCGGAGUGCGCCUAUUUGGGUCUGCCAGAGGUCACCACAGAGCCCCCCACGACGCUGCCCACGGACAAACUGCGCCAGGAUAAUGAUCUUAAAAAGGCCCAAAAAUCAUUUUUUCUUGGCCGGCUGUUUUCAGGUCUCGCCAAAAGCCCAAAACAUACAGAAGACAAGACCAAGGCAUCAAAGGCCACCCAAGCCUCACCGGAAAAGGAUGCACGACUGGAGGAGCUGUACGCUCAGCUGGAAACCGACAUCGAUCCGUAAUGGUUGCAUGUUGGGGUUGGUUGUGCUGCAAUGUCGACUAUGUAAAUAACAACAAGAAGUCUGCUGUAUAUUAUUAUUA